Messenger RNA from Ixodes scapularis (black-legged tick), 8585 nucleotides. RefSeq names its product teneurin-m. Lineage: Eukaryota; Metazoa; Arthropoda; Arachnida; Ixodida; Ixodidae. Gene Ontology annotation, molecular function: protein binding. Gene Ontology annotation, biological process: motor neuron axon guidance. The transcript is spliced from 24 exons. The coding region runs from base 68 to 7204 and encodes 2378 amino acids. The record is from RefSeq and is a predicted model, not a curated record.
CUUGGGCGAGCGACCGGAGGCCAGCAAGUCCUGCAUCCUGGUGGACGACGCGGCGAAUGUGCAGAACAUGGCCGCGGAAAGAGUCAGCCUCACAGUUAAAGGUCCCAGCGUGCCAUCUCCGGUGGGUGCGCCGUCGUCGUCGUCGUCUUCGGCGUCCCGGUCCUCUCUGCCGUCGUCGGCGGUCAAGCCGCCGUGCCGUCCCGUGCUGCCGGGCGAGGUGGACGCGUACGCUGAGGCCAAGCUGGGCGUUCGGCUGACCAGGCACCUGGACGCCCACGACGCCUGGAACCUCUGGUUCAACCAGCCGGACUCGGCCUUCGUGCGCUUCAACAUCACGGCCCCACAGGGUGCCCGCCUAGCCCUGCUGGCCAGGAAGAACGAGCCGCCCUCGCUCACCGCCAGGGACCUCGUCGAGAUCGUGGCCAUGGAGCACAGAAGGCCCUACAAGCGGUCUGCCAUUCUGGAGGAGGCUGAAUUCAUCCAUUUCCUGGAGCCCGGAACAUGGUACCUGUCUCUGAUCAACGACGACUCCCUGCCCACCUCCGUCGCCUUCCAUCCUGCCAUCGCAAGAGACGUGCCAACAUCUUGUCCCAACAACUGCCAUGGCCACGGUAACUGCCACCUCGGGAAGUGCCACUGCUUCCCCGGCUACAUUGGCUUGGACUGCGCCGAUAGCGUGUGCCCCGUGCUGUGCAGCGGACACGGCCGCUUCGUGCAAGGCUCGUGCCGCUGCGAGGCCGGCUGGAAGGGCGCCGAGUGCGGCGUCCGGGACGACGACUGCGAGGCGGCCGACUGCAGCGGCCACGGGGCCUGCGUCCAGGGCCACUGCGCCUGCCAGCCGGGAUACGCCGGAGAACAGUGCGACAGGGUGGACUGCCUGGACCCGGAGUGCGGGUCCCACGGCGCGUGCGUGGACGGCCACUGCCUGUGCAAGAUCGGCUGGCGGGGAGCCAACUGCAGCCAGCCGGACGAGCGGUUGAGCCGCUGCUUUCCAGACUGCUCCUCCCACGGGGUCUUCGACCUGGACCAAGAAGCCUGCGUCUGCUUCGACCACUGGACCGGCGAGGACUGCGCGAGGGCCAAGUGCAGUCUGGACUGCGGGCCGUUCGGUCGGUGCGAGGAAGGGCGUUGCCGCUGCGAGCACGGCUGGACGGGGCCCCGGUGCGACCUGAGGGAGUGUGACCCGCGCUGCCUCAGACACGGCCAGUGCAACAACGGCACCUGCGUCUGCAUCCAGGGUUGGAUGGGCCUGCACUGCACCCUGGACGGCUGUCCCGAAGGCUGCAACAACCACGGUCAGUGCGUGCGGGACGGCGAGGCGUGGCGGUGCAACUGCCUGCCGGGCUGGGCGGGGCCAGACUGCAGCGUGGCUCAGGAGACCAAGUGCACCGACAAGAUUGACAAUGACGAAGACGGGCUGGGCGACUGCGCCGACAGCGAGUGCUGCUACCGGCCCGAGUGCAUGGAGAGCCUGCUGUGCCUGUCGUCGCCGGAGCCCCAGGAUAUCCUUCUGCGGAAGCAGCCUCCCGCGGUGACAGCCUCUUUCUACCAGAAGAUGAAGUUCCUCAUCGAGGAGGACAGCGUCCAGAGCUACUCGCACAGGGACGAGUACUCGGAAAGCCAAUUCUGGAGUGCCUUCGUGAAGAGCCGCGUGUCAGUGAUUCGUGGGAGAGUCACGAGCAAAGAAGGCAACGGCAUCAUCGGCAUUCGGGUCAGCGUUGCGACGGACCCGCAAUUUGGAUUCACCCUGACCAGAAACGACGGAUGGUUUGACAUUCUGGUGAAUGGCGGCGGCGCAGUGACGUUGCAGUUUCAGCGCAACCCGUUUCACCCGAUCAAGCGAACCAUCAUGGUUCCCUGGAACGACAUCGUAGUCAUGGGCCAGGUGGUCAUGUCCGUGCUCAGCGAGGAGAAUCCUCAGGCCGGGGAGCUGUUCCAAGAGCAGAGCUCUUGCGACGCCCACAGCUACGACAAGAUGAAGCCCAUCGUGUACCAGACCUGGAGGCCCGGAUCCCAGGGGGGCUGCACGGACUCCAGCGCCAUCUUGGCCGAAACCCAGGUUAUUCAGGAGACGCUAGAGAUCCCUGGGUCAGAGCUGCGCCUGGUCUACCACAGCGGCCACGCUCAGGGCUACCUGUCCACCAUCCACCUGCAACUGACACCGUCUGCGGUGCCCGAAGACCUGCGCCUCGUGCACCUCCGCAUUGUCGUCGAGGGCAUCCUCUUCGAGAAGAUUUUCGAAGCUGAUCCGGACAUUAAGUACACUUUCGCCUGGAACAAGCGCAAUAUCUACAAACAGAAGGUCUACGGGCUCACCACUGUCAUUGUAUUGGUCGGCUACGAGUACACGUCUUGUCAGCGGACAAUAUGGACAACGCAGUCGACGACUCUACGAGGGUACGACAUGGACAUUUCGGAGCUCGGAGGAUGGAACCUGGACAUCCACCACCGUUACAAUUUCCAAGAAGGGGUCGUGCAGAAGGGAGACGGUUCCACGGUGUACUUCAAGCACCAGCCCCGCGUGAUCUCGGUGUUGAUGGGCACCGGACAGCAGCGGCCCCUGCUGUGCCCCGAGUGCAACGGUCUCGCCAGGGAGAACAAGCUCCUGGCCCCGGUGGCCCUGGCCAGCGGACCCGACGGCAGCGUCUACGUCGGCGACCUCAACCUCAUACGGAGGAUAACGCCAACCGGCCAAGUCUACACGGUCUUCAGGAUGCGAGGUCCUGGCGACGUGUCGUACCAGUACCACCUGACGCUGAGCCCAACGGACGGUCAUCUGUACCUGUCCGACCCGGAGCGGCACCAGAUCGUGCGCGUCCACUCGCUGGACAAGGUGGAAGACCCGGACUCCAACUUCGACGUGGUCGUCGGCAGCGGGGAGCGCUGCAUUCCCAGAGACCGGGACAACUGCGGUGACGGCAGACCCGCCCUUGAGGCCAAGCUCUCCUAUCCCAAGGGCAUGGCGGUGGCAGUGGACAACAGUCUGUACUUCGGGGACGGCAACAACGUGCGGAUGGUCGACAGCCGCGGGAUCAUCCACACGCUGAUCGGAGACCAUCAGCACAAGCGCCAGUGGAGGCCCAUCCCAUGCUCGGGGACCCUGCACAUGAACGAGGCAAAGCUCCGCUGGCCGACCGAGCUGGCCAUCAACCCGCUGGACAACUCGCUCUACUUCAUCGACGACCACAUGAUCCUCCGCCUGACCAAAGACCAGCGCCUGCUGGUGGUGGCUGGCCAGCCCGUCUACUGCAAGAGCGAAGACGGUGCCACCCAGAAGAGCCGGAUGGGCGACGAUUCCGACCUGGGCACCCUGAUCAGCUUCGCCUUCGGGCCGACGGGGAUGCUGUACGUGGCCGAAGUGGACCAGAGGGACUCGUACAAGGUGCGCGCCCUGGGCCCGGACGGAGAGCUGGUCCACUUCGCCGGCAGGGACGAAGGCAAGUGCCCCGAGGGCAGCCCCUGCGAGAACUGCACCUCGUGUGGCUCCAAGAGCUCCCUGGCCGUGGACACCAGGCUGCAGGCCGUAUCCUCGCUCACGGUGACCAGCGAUGGCGUCGUGCACAUUGCGGACCUGGGGAGCCUCCGGAUCCUGUCGGCCGUGCCGUACCUGCCGGAGCCUGACGACCAACAGGAGUACCAGGUUGCGCAGCCCGAGAGCCACGAACUGUACGUCUUCAACAAGUACGGCCAGCACAUCGUGACUAGAAGCAUACUGACGGGGAAGACCAAGUACACCUUCCUUUACAACGUCAACACCAGUUUUGGCAAGUUGAGCGCCGUCACUGACACGUCUGGGAAUAAGGUGGCCUUCCUGCGAGACUCCGGCAACAGCCUGCACACCAUCGAGACGGCCAGGGGCCAGAAGUGCAGAGUCCACGUAACGAAGGAAAAGCUACUGGAGUCGUUCGUAGACCCGGACAACCUGCAGACGCACUUCCACUACGACUCGGCGGGCCUGCUGGUGACGCGCUACGACGCGACCGGCAAGACCUUCCACUACAUCUACGACGAGAACGGGCGCCUCACCGACGUCAUCAACCCCAGCGGCAGGCUCACCAGCCUGUCGUUCGACCUGAGCGACAAGGGGGCGUCGGUGUCGGCCGUCCAAGAAGGGGCGCGCAGCGUUGUCACCGUCAAGGGUCUCACUGUCAUCACCUCGCGAGGCGGUGUGUCCAUCGAGACCAUCUUGCACCAGGACGGCGCGGUGGAGGUGAGCACGCCCUGGAAGGCGGGAGCCGUCUGGGAGGCGGACACGCACCGAGUGCUGCGCGAGCUGCUCCCGGUCCAGGCCGGCAUGUUCCCGGUGCCCGUGAGGCAGACCCUGUACUGGGACUUGGAGUCAGCCAACACGCUCCAGUGGCGCUACGACCUCAAAUACUCGCGUCGGGACGGGCACCGCUCCAUCUCCGCCGUCGAGAGGGUGCUACUGGUGAACGGCACCCAGUACCUGACGACCGAGUACGACUGGGUGGCUGCCAGGGAGAUCCUCUACAACAGCUCUAGGCGCCCGUUCCUGGUGGUGCAGUACGACAGCUUCGCCCGGCCCGUUCAGUGGCUGCCCACCGAGACCCGGAUGCCCCUGAACGUCAUGUACGACCGCCUCGGCCGCUUCUCCGGCUGGCAGCAGGGCCAGCUCUCGGAGACCUUCGUGUACGACCGAUUGGGACACCUCUCCGAAGUCAAGUUGGCCGACAACGCUGCCAUCAAGUAUGCCUACGACUCCAUCAGCAAGCCCUUUAAGGUCAUCCUCCCGAGUGGACGAACCUUCACCUUCCACUACGACGAAAACGGCGGGCUGCUCCACGUCACGACGCCCAAGGAGACCCGGCAUUCUUUCCUUGUGCUGGUAUCCAUCGGUUUCUACAAGGUCUACUAUACGCCUCCGGGUAACUCCGGACCCUGCAUAAUCCACUUCAACGACCGAAGUCUGCCGAUCCUCAAGAUAUUUCCCGGAGACAAAGGCCGCGUCCUGUACCGCUACAACGAGCAGUCUCUGCUCACCCUGGUCGUGUUCGGGGGCGGCAAGGUGGAAACCAACCACACGGCCACCGGCCUGGUCAGGUCCGAAGCCUGGAGCGAGGAAGACGUUGAGGUGCGCCACGAGUACUACUACGACGGCGCCUUGCUCACUCAGUGCGUCGCGCGAUUCUACAGCAAAUUCCAGUUGACAACGGCCAACUUUCACUACCGCUACAACAAAUGGUUUCGGGUCAAGUCCCUGAGCGUCCGCAUCGGAACGCUGCAGUUUCCGGAGAUGGAGUACGCGUACUCCCCCAAGACGGGACGCCGCGAAGUGGUGGGCAAUUUCAGGUUCUUUGACGUGAGCCCCAACGAGACGGCGGUGUCGGACGGGACGGCGACCUUCGUGCAGCAAACCGACCCGCAGCACAGAGUUCACCAGCGCUCGCUGCUAAUCGGCGACAAGGAAAUGUAUCGCAUGGACGUCCAGUACGGAAACCGAGACGGCGUCAUUCAGACCAAAACACUGAUGCGCUUGACCGGCGGUGUUCAGCUCCGGACGCAGAACUUCUCUUACGACGAAGACGGGCAGCUGACCGAGAUGAUGGGCAAGGAUCACUGGAAGUUUAGCUACGACGCGAACGGGAACAUCGUGACGAUGCAGUACAUGGGAAACAAGAUCGAGAUUCUGCACGACGUGGGGGACCGCAUUCUUCGAUUCGGAGAAACGCCUUUCGUGGUGGACGGACGAGGGUUCGUCGUGCAGAGGGGUGAGGAGCGCUUCCUCUACAACACUAAGGGGCAGCUGACGAAGGCCUACAGGACGCGACGAGGCAAGUACGAAGUGCGCUAUUUCUACGACGCCCGGAGCAGGCUCGCCAUGCGAAAAGACCACUUCGGCAACAUGACGCAGUUCUUCUACGCCGAUCCGGCCAAUCCGCGCCUCGUGACGCACGUCUACAACAACGCCGACGGGAGGAGCAUGAGUCUGGUGUACGACACGAACGACUUCCUCAUCCACGUGCUCGUCAACAAAGACAGUUACUACGUGGCCACGGACCACAACGGAAGCCCUACCCUAGUGUUCGACAAGUACGGCGAGGUUGUCAAGGAAGUGUACCGCGGCCCGUACGGGCACAUCAUCUACGACUCGACGCCGCUCUUCUACGUGCCGGUCGACUUCCAGGGAGGCAUCUUCGACCCGCUCACGGGGCUGAUCCACUUCGGAGAACGGAUAUACGACUCCCUGAUGGGCAAGUGGAUGACGCCGCAGUGGGAGGAGGUGCUGCAGCAGGCUUCCAACGUGCGGAAACUUCACCUGUACCAGUUCAACCAGAACGAUCCCGUAAACCUGAAGAGGGACCGUCGCAGUAAGAUGGAUCUCAACGACUGGAUCCAAAAGCAAGGGAUCGACAUCAGCAGCCUGGGCUUGGGGCGGCCUCCGAUCCUGAGGGGUGCCCCGGCACUCCUGUUCCCUGGUAGCCGGACGUAUAACCUGCCGCUGCCCUCCGUCCCGCUGGUGUCUGGCUACGGGUGCGCCGUGCGGAGAAGGCUCGAGAGUUUCGCCCAGCUCUCGAGCGUCGAAAAAUCCAAGGUGAAGCGGGAACAAUCGGCGGACAACGCGGUGCCCAACUUGAGCACCCUGAACGUCCCUUUUGGCCGCGGCAUCACGGUCUCAAGGAUGUCUGGACGCGCCGUGAUACGCACGGUCGACAAGGCGGACCCGAUCCAGAGGGAUGUCUACACGUCCGUGUUCAACAACUCGCUGCUGCUGGACCUUCACCUGGUGAUGCACGGCCAGGACGUGUUCUACUUCGUCAAGGACAGCACGUGGAGGUUCCACGAGGACAUCACGCAGCUGCAACGAUUGGGCACGGCCAUCAACACGACCGUGCACCAGAGCAAGACGGACGAGGGAGCCCAGGUGUCGGACGUGAGGAUCCACACGGCGCACGCCAUCCUCAACAUCCGCUACGGCACGGUGCCACACCGCGAGCGCCUGCGGCUGUUGUGGCACGCCAAGAAACACGCGGUGAGCCAGCGCUGGGCGCAGGAGCGGCAAGUCCUGCUCACCGACCAGCACGGCGGUGCCCUCGGCUGGACCGACAAGGACAAGGAGCACAUCCUGCGCACAGGCUCGGUGCCAGGAUACCGCGGGGACUACUACCACGACGUCGACUCCUUCCCCGAACUGGCGGACGACCCGUCGAACAUUGUGUUUCGGAAAGUUACGAGGAAGAGGUGAUCUACUGCAGAGUGAGCACAGUAUGCUCCACAGCCCGUGGUACCGUUAAUACGAGUGGUCGUGGUACGUCGUCGUGUGACCUUGGCGUGGAGUCUGGUGAAGUGUGGUUGUGACACUACGAGACGUUCAUGGGCGAGACCAUGUGUUGUUACCCCAUUCUAACUCGGAAUGACUCACAUAGACACAUUAGUGUCAGACGUGGGCGGAUUGUUCGAUACACUUCCGCGCUCUUACAACGAUGAUUCGAGUCCUGGUCUCUUAUUUCGUGGGACUACGAGUUUCGCAGCUGCGUGCCAGCAAGCCUCUUCAAACGUGCGAAACUGGGUCGGUGUUCUCUCCAUUCAUGCCGACACUCGGGCUAGAGCUUACAGUUGUCCAGUCCACCUAUCUAUAAAUUUGUAUGCAGCUGCAGUGAAUCAGGUGCCGGAGUUGGGCUACUCGUGAUACUGUGCCUGGUCUAAUAUGAAGCCAUCAGUUUGUUUACAGUUGCAAUCAUCAGUGGCGUCGUGACAAUUGUUUGCAUAUAAAUAUAUAUAAAUAUACAUAUACAUAAUGCUAAAAAGAUGUUUUUAGAAGAGUUGCGUAGUGAUUUAUCACGUUUGAUCAGUCGACGUUUAGUCAUCAGCAGGCCUCCCUGACCCAUGUCGAAACGUAGAGUCACGUUCAAGCCUGAGUCGACUGACCGAAUGCAAUAAAGCUCUACGCAACCCUUCAAAGCGCGUCUUUUCUCCUUUAUACUUUUCGUCAUCCUGCGAUUUCUUUCUCUUUUUAAUUGUAAAUAUAUAUAUUUAUAUAUAUAUAUAUAAGCAUCUCGCUGAUGUGAAACUUGGGAAACCACAAAGUUUUCUUAAUCCCGAGGUGCAAACAUACAAACCGUGGGCAGCAUGUGCGCCGUUUCCUCCUUACUUCAUCACGCAGUCAAAGUUGCUGGCGCGAGCCUGGGUCUUUAGCUAAGAUAUGAUUUUCACGCGGUGUAUAAAUGACACAUAAAGCCACGCGCUUGCGGGAGUAGCUUUAACGGCGCUGUACACGGUAUGAAAUGGGGUAUAAAUAAUAGAAUAUUGAGCGUCUCAUCACAGAUCUUGGGAAGAGAAAACAGCGGAGCAGAACCGCAUUUCCAAAUACCUCGAAUUUCUUAGUAGUACUUUAAACCGUCUUAACGCCCUCACAAAAGCUUUAUUUGGAGAGGUCGCAUUACUUCCGACGGGAUGAAGGCUAUUAUACAUGGCAGAACACGCAACACCUCAUUAGACGCCAACUAUUUUCACUAAUUUCAAAACCUUUCACGAUUUCUUAAAAACUAAACGAAAUAAUUGUAAGAUCACGUCAGUUACAAGAGUCUGGAUGAUUUUCUUCGUUGAAUUUGUCUAUGAUCUAUUCU